Molecule: messenger RNA, 927 nt
Organism: Cricetulus griseus (Chinese hamster)
Lineage: Eukaryota; Metazoa; Chordata; Mammalia; Rodentia; Cricetidae
Source: RefSeq, a predicted model, not a curated record
UUAUGAUCCUUAUUGUAAAUACAAUUUUUUGCAGUUUUAUUCAAGGGAUAUACAUCAGAAGAAACCAAAAGCCAGCUGGAAUAGUUCCUGAGUGAGAUUUUAUUUCUGUUUGCAGUUGUUUUAAAGAGAGAUAUCCUCUGGCUCAGGAUUAAAAAUGCUCUGGUUUCAAGGAAAUAGCCUGCAGAUUGCCAAAUCCUCCUUUGGACUCUUGCGAAAUCUCACUGCCUCUAACACCCCUCUGCCUGUGCUGACCUUAUUCACAAAGGAUCCAUGCCCACUCUGUGAUGAAGCCAAAGAAGUCCUCAAGCCUUAUAAAGACAGGUUUAUUUUACAGGAGGUGGACAUCACACUUCCAGAAAAUUCUACUUGGUAUGAAAGGUAUAAAUUUGACAUCCCUGUAUUCCAUUUGAAUGGCCAGUUUCUGAUGAUGCAUCGAGUAAAUAUCUCAAAGCUUGAAAAACAGCUUCUGAAACUUGAGCAGCAGGUGCUGAAGACAAACUGAUGCCUCGUGAUUUCCACCUUCUCUGUCAGAAGGCAUCUGCCUGAGGGUAUGGGUAGUGUCUUGAAUUUCCUCAUCACUGUCACAGUACCCUUAUAAAUACGUUGCCAUUACUCUUCUGAUUGAUUAAGUACCCAUAUGAGAACAGUUUACUUAUGGGCAUUUUGUAAACUAGGAGCACAUUGUGUGGAGGGGGAAGCUGUAGAGUGAGAGAGGUCUAUUUGCUGACUUUAUUUUUCCCUCGCCCAUGAGUGUAAAGCCCUUGUCAUGCACUGAACAGUGUCCUGAUGGGAAGAAGGCACUGCAGUCUGCCACUGAGCAGUCCUGGAGCCUAACUUGUAGUGGAGUAAAUGCUCUCCCUCUUAGUAAAGUGAAAUGUGAAUUGUUAAUAUCUGUGCACAGUCAAUAAAGGGCUUUUUUAGCGAAUA